UAAAGAGGAUUUUGUCAGGUAGACAGUUGAAUUGGAAAUUCUGAGAAUAACUAACAGAUACCAAAAGUUCUAAUAAAUAAAACAAGCAUAGACCUAAGUAGGGCAGGCAGUAUGUAGAUUGGACCCGAUUAUCCCAAGAAAACUUAACAUAUGGUAAUGAAUGAUACAAGUGACAUUUAUAUCACUGGGGCAAAAUGAGCUGUUCUUUCAUUCAUGUUGUAUCCAUUCAGAAAAUGUUGAUUGAGGGCCAGUGUCUCUCGUAGAUGCCAGAAGAGAUACAUCAAGCAAAGCAAAUAGAAGAAAAUCCCUAUCAUGCUGUUUAAAUUCUAGUUGGGAUAGAGACAGAGGGUCGUUUAUAUGCAAUGCAGACUGGAAUGAAGAUUGAUAGUAAAACUCCUGAAUGCCGUAAAUUUUUAUCAAAGUUAAUGGAUCAGCUAGAAGCUCUCAAGAAACAGUUGGGUGAUAAUGAAGCCAUUACUCAAGAAAUCGUUGGUUGUGCCCAUUUGGAGAAUUAUGCUUUGAAAAUGUUUUUGUAUGCAGACAAUGAAGAUCGUGCUGGGCGAUUUCACAAAAACAUGAUCAAGUCCUUCUAUACUGCAAGUCUUUUAAUAGAUGUCAUAACAGUGUUUGGAGAACUCACUGAUGAAAAUGUGAAACACAGGAAAUAUGCAAGGUGGAAGGCAACAUAUAUUCAUAAUUGUUUAAAGAAUGGGGAGACCCCUCAAGCCGGCCCUGUUGGAAUUGAAGAAGAUAAUGACGCUGAAGAAAAUGAAGAUGCUGGAGCAGCCUCUCUGCCCACUCAGCCCCCUCAGCCAUCGUCAUCUUCAACUUACGACCCAAGCACCAUGCCAGCGGGCAACUACACGGGAAUUCAGAUUCCUCCCGGUGCACACGCUCCAGCUAACACACCAGCAGAAGUGCCUCACAGCACAGGUGUAGCAAGCAGUACUAUCCAGCCUACUCCACAGACUAUUCCUGCCAUUGAUCCCACACUUUUCAAUACAAUUUCCCAGGGGGAUAUCCGUCUGACCCCAGAGGACUUUGCUAGAGCUCAGAAAUACUGCAAAUAUGCCGGCAGUGCUUUGCAGUAUGAGGAUGUAAGCACUGCUGUACAGAAUCUGCAAAAGGCCCUCAAGUUACUGACAACAGGGAGAGAAUGAAGCCUUUGUACAACAAGAAGUUUCAUGUAUUUUUGGCGUAAGAAACUAAUAGUCCCUUUGCCUAUCACGAUGAGUUUUAAGGAAGACUGCAGUUGUCCUGAAAAUGACAGUGCAGCCUGUAUAUAUCAGAUUCCUAAUGAAGCGUUCAUCAUCAGCCUCAACCAGUUUUCAUCGUGCAUUGGUGGAUCCAGUCAUGUCUGGAGAUAUAGAGCUGAUGGUAGCAAGACCUUUAAAGUGCCCAUUGAACCCUACUUCAAAAAAUGAAAACAUACCUCUAUAAAGUAUACAUUGGGAAUAAGCUUUGUAUCUUAAUUAGGGGAAUUUUUUUUUUUUAAUCUAUAGUGUUUGGAUGAACAGACCAUACUACUUUGCUUUAAAAUUCUAAAUUUAACUUCUAAUAAAGAUUGCCAGAAUAUUCUAGAUUAGAGAUAUGUUUUUGUUUUUUCAAGACGUAAAACAUACAGAAACAUCCUAAACCAUUAGAUGAAUCUGAAAGGCAUGUUCAAAAUUCAGUGUAUUUCAUAUUAAACAUAACUGCAUUAAAAGUUUAAGAUUUUGUGGAAGAAAAUGCAAUAAGGUAAAGAAGUAGGAUCACUUUGAGACUUAAAAUUGUUGGUUCCCCUGCUUUCCCUUAUCCAUUGAAGUUUAAGGUGAAUUGGUAUUUGCUUCAUAGGCAGUUUGACUGCAUGUAUUAGACAAUGUGAAGAUACUUAUAGUAAUGCCUAGAAACUUGGUGCUUUAAGUUAAGGUUUUCCUGACUCCUGUGGCAGAUGCCACAGCGUACAUAGCUGUGAAUGAUGCAGAAGAUUAUAAGACUUGAGAUUCCCAGGUUUUAUGUUUUUCAGUUCUGUGGGGAAUAAAGUACUUACUGUGUCGCCUGCAUUUGUGCUGUGUGCAAAAUAAAUUACAAAGAUUUCUUUUUACUAGUUCAGCUUAAUACAGAGCCAAAUAUCUGUCUUGAUUUGCAUGCUAAACUGUCAUUUUUUUUAAGUCAUUAUUUUUAGCUACAAGAAUAUGGAUGUUUCUGUAUAGUAAAAAAGGUUUUUUUUUUUUAAUAAGGAAAAUUUGAUAUUACCUGUAACUUAAUUAAUGUACCUGGUCCAUUUCAUUCAGGCCACUAAGAUUGAAAUCUUCUAACUACAGUCAGCAAGCCAUGGCCCAUAGCUGGCCACCUAUUGUAAAAAUAAAGUUUUACGGGAACAAAACCAUACCCAUUCAUCUAUGUUUUGCCUAUAGCUGCUUUCCACAACUAUUGAGUAAUUAGACUUGCAAAUCUAAGCUAUUUACUAGCUGGCCCUUGAAGAAUAGUUUAUUGACACCUAGUCUAGCAUCCUUUUUGGAAAAAAACUGAAUCACUAACUCCUAUGUGUAAAUUUUUCUCUGUAUAAAUGUAAUGCUAUUGUACAGGGUUUGGUAGAAUGAAUAUGCAGGCUGAAUGAACUGUUCUAAAUUAUCACAAAAAAACAACCCUCGUGAAAACAUUUUCAUAUCUUUUACAAGAUACGUGAACAUUUGUAGGGUUCACAAUUGGCACAUGGAAACAGUGGCUGUCUAGAACAUUUUAGAAAACUGGCUAGGAUGAGCUUUAAUGUUAGAAGAGGUAGGUAUAGAUCAGCACACUUUAAUCCAAACCUUAAUGUCUGGACAGUAAAUAGCAAGCUCGUCACCUCCUAUUUCCUAUCCUGCCUGUUGGCUCCCAACUAGGAGAGGACAUAAAGAGGAGGAGACAAUAGGGAAGCCAUGGAGUCCACUGACAGUGGGCUACGUGGUGUAACAGCCCUUCCCUGCAGAACCUGGCACCAUUAGCCACCUCAGAGAUUGUUAAUGAGAACUAAAUGAGAUGCAGUACGUGGAGUGCUUAGCACGAGGUAGCAUUCCAUAAAUGUUCACUGUUGUUGAUACUAAUGCUAUGUGCAGAUUGUUAAUAAUUUAUUUCCCAAAUAUCAGGAAAUCUCCAUUGUCUUUGUGGCCCAGUGCUUAAAAAUGCUUUCUUGCAUGAAGGUGACUGAACGAUGUAAUGUUUUUUAACUUUUUAUUUGUAUUUUUUCAUAUAAAAUUUGAUGAUAAAAUUAGGAGACAUUUUCUGAUGUAACA
Otolemur garnettii (small-eared galago) is the source of this 3254-nucleotide messenger RNA. RefSeq names its product vesicle trafficking 1 (gene VTA1). The coding region runs from base 363 to 1160 and encodes 265 amino acids. Gene Ontology annotation, biological process: late endosome to vacuole transport via multivesicular body sorting pathway. Lineage: Eukaryota; Metazoa; Chordata; Mammalia; Primates; Galagidae. Gene Ontology annotation, cellular component: multivesicular body. The record is from RefSeq and is a predicted model, not a curated record. The transcript has 8 exons.